AAUCAAUUGACAACCAAUGUCAGUUUGACAGGACUUGCACGCAGUGAGAAUUACCAUAAUUCUUGGUCCCGAUUGUGGAUUUUUGAUCCUUGUUUAAUAAGAUCUGAGAUCUUAACAAAAUGGCUUUCAGAACUUCAGCUGUCGCCUUGAACAACAUGAAAAGAUGGGCCUACAAAAUGGCUGGAUUUAACAAAUACGGUCUGCUCCGCGACGACUGCCUCUAUGAAACUGAGGACGUCACCGAGGCCCUCCGCAGGAUCCCACAAAACGUAGUCGACGAGCGCAACUUCCGCAUCGUGCGCGCUAUCCAACUCUCCAUGACCAAGAACAUCCUGCCCAAAGAGGAGUGGACCAAGCUGGAGGAAGAUGUCUUAUACCUCACUCCCACCGUCGAACAAGUCAAGAAGGAGAGGGAGGAACGCGAGAAUUGGGAAAAGAAUUAUUAAAUAGUAAAUUAUUGUUUGUGUAUAUAAUUUAAAUAAAUUUAGCGAAGUUCCGUUGCA
Trichoplusia ni (cabbage looper) is the source of this 503-nucleotide messenger RNA. It is a transcript of the gene Uccr, whose product is annotated as cytochrome b-c1 complex subunit 7-like. The record is from RefSeq and is a predicted model, not a curated record. The coding region runs from base 120 to 446 and encodes 108 amino acids. The transcript is spliced from 3 exons. Lineage: Eukaryota; Metazoa; Arthropoda; Insecta; Lepidoptera; Noctuidae. Gene Ontology annotation, biological process: mitochondrial electron transport, ubiquinol to cytochrome c.